AUGUUCUGGGACCAGGAGGACGUCUCCGACGGCGGGUUCGACGACGGCGUCGACAUCGAGCGCGAGUCCGCCGCGUCGACGCCGUCGCGGCCGGGGAGCGCGGGGUCGUUCUCGCCGUUCGACGCGGCGCACGCGUCCGCGGACGAGAUGCUCCACCAGCUGCGGCUCGACCGGGCGGCGCGGCCCCUGGGCGUCACGAGCCUGCGGCGGAGCUCGAGCUCGAGCUGCCUCGCGGCGACCGCGACCGCGGUCGUCGUCGGCGCCGACGGAAAUCUCCGGCGGCUCGCCGCGGACGCGCUCCGGGCCGCGGCCGAGGCGUCGGGCCUCGGCGCGGCCGUGCGCGUCGAGGCGGCCGGGAGCGCCGCCGAGGCGUCGGCCUUCCUCGAGCGCCUCCGGCCCAAGUGCCGCCUCGUCGUCUCCGUCUUCCGGCGGGGCGACGACACGUCCUCGAGCGCGUCGCUGAGCUCGAGCUGCUCGUCGACGUCGUCCUCCGGGUCGCCGCGGCCGUCGCGCGACGACGAGCUCCGGUGGAUCCGGGCCGCGGCCGCCGCGGGCGCCGCGCCGCCGAGCGCCGUCGUCGCGCUCGACGCGGCCGGCGGCCGGCCGCUGUCGGCGACGGCGGCGAACGAGCUCUUGUGGCGCCACGUCUUCCCCUUCGGGGCCUGCAAGAUCAACCCGACGCGGCCCCUGUCGGCGCUGCUCACGGAGCACGGCGACCGCGUCGGCGCGAGCCUCCGCGACGGCGGCCUCCGGGGCCUGCUCGGCCUCCUGCACGGCGACCGGCGCGAGGCGUCGUGCGCGCUGGACCGGCUCAUCGACGGUCUGGACGCGCGGGGGCCGCCCCUGGCGCCGCGGGGCCGCACGCCCGCCGUGCUCGUCGUCGACGACUCCGCGGCGACGCGCCUGAGCCGGUCGCUCGACGCGUUCGGCGUCUCGGCGCGCGUCUCCGUCGAGAUCGCGCGCGACGGCGUCGAGGCCGUCCGCGCGGUUCACGACGACGUCGCGCGCCGCGACACGUGCUUCAUCCUCGUGCUGCUCGACCUGCGCAUGCCGAACCUCGACGGCGCGUCCGCGGCGCGCGAGCUCCGCCGGGCGGGGUCGACGGCGCCGCUCGUCGCCGUGACGGCGUCGGCGCUGCCGGGCCGCACGGCGGCGCCCGCCUUCGACCUCGCGGAGGACGACGCCGUCGCCCUCGCCUUCGACGACGUCAUCACGAAGCCCCUCGCGCAGUCGCACUCGGACGCGCUCGUGCACAAGUGGGUGCUGCCGCGGCUCCACCGCAAGCGCGCGCGCGCGCCGGCCGCGGCGCCGGCGCCGGCACCGGAGGCGCCGGGCCGCGCGUCGCCGGCGUCGAUCCCGUCGCCGGGCCCCAAGAAGCCGCGCCGCGGCGCCGCGCCGCCGGCCUGGGCCGCGCCGGACCUGCCCCCGGGCGCGCCCGUGCCCGCCGCGCGCCACCUCCCGGCCGCCGCCGCCGCGUCCGAGGACCUCCCCAGCCGCUCCCUCCCGUCGCCGCCCGCCCCGAGCCGCGCGCACCGCGCGCUCGCGAGCGAGUAG
This is a messenger RNA of Aureococcus anophagefferens, 1554 nucleotides long. RefSeq lists its product as hypothetical. The coding region runs from base 1 to 1554 and encodes 517 amino acids. The transcript has 2 exons. Lineage: Eukaryota; Pelagophyceae; Pelagomonadales; Pelagomonadaceae. Gene Ontology annotation, biological process: phosphorelay signal transduction system. The record is from RefSeq and is a predicted model, not a curated record.